Sinocyclocheilus grahami is the source of this 1941-nucleotide messenger RNA. Its product is annotated as membrane-associated transporter protein-like. The record is from RefSeq and is a predicted model, not a curated record. The transcript has 7 exons. Lineage: Eukaryota; Metazoa; Chordata; Actinopteri; Cypriniformes; Cyprinidae. Gene Ontology annotation, cellular component: membrane. Bases 334 to 1932 code for a protein of 532 amino acids. Gene Ontology annotation, molecular function: sucrose:proton symporter activity.
UUUUUUCCAACCCCCUUGAAGCCGUCUGCCAAGGAAUCACAUGGUAUACGUCACUUGUUUUACCCUAAUGGGCCAUCCUGCCAUGCAAGACCACAAAAGGAUACUUCAGGAGCAAGAGAAGAACAUCCACAGCUCAUAAUCUUCGUCACGUGCUUACAACCGACUCCACCAGCGGCCUUUGGCAACAAAAGCAAGGAAAAAAGUGAGGCUUACUUCCUUGAUCUCAACCAGACGACCACCUCCUUUUCUUCUCAGCUCAGCUGACAUUGUAAAUACUAGUUUGGAGCUUUAUCGUUCAACUAUGCAGUAGGAAUUAAGCGUUUCAAGACAACUAUGACUCUUCUAACCGAGGACCAGCCUUGCAGGUUCUCCGCACCGGACAGCCCACUCGCAUCCAUGGAGCACUACCCGGUGGACUCAGGGCCAAAAGAGGACUAUUUGGACUGCAUGGAACCAGCUGUGUUUGGAGCGGUGGAACCUCCGAAGCACUCCAGAGGAAGGCUUAUCAUGCACGGCAUGGUCAUGUUUGGAAGGGAAUUCUGCUAUGCUGUUGAGGCAGCGUUUGUCACACCGGUGUUGCUGAGCGUUGGACUCCCCAAACACCUGUACAGCCUGGUGUGGCUCAUCAGCCCUGUUUUAGGUUUUAUCCUACAGCCUGUCAUCGGCUCGUCAAGCGACUACUGUAGGUCCCCAUGGGGCCGAAGGCGACCGUACAUACUCUUGCUCGGGAUUAUGAUGUUAGUUGGCCUGACUUUAUUUUUAAAUGGAGAUGCGGUCACAGCAGAGCACAUCCCACCGAAACUUUUAAUUGCAUUUGAUUUUCCGAGUGUGCUUUUUCAAAGCAAUCUGCUGUGCUUCCUUGCAGGUCUAGGUGGAGCCUGUGGAUACCUGAUUGGAGCCAUGGACUGGGGUCACUCUGCACUUGGUGUCAUACUGGGUUCAGAAUACCAAGUUAUCUAUUUUUUCUCGUCAUUGACCUGGGGCAUUUUUCUCACCAUGCACCUUUUCAGCAUCUCAGAGAAACCACUGAUGAAAGAUCACAGUUCAGACUCUUGUCCAGCCGCCUCACUGCUCCUGGAAGACCCACAUCAUAACGGCUACGGCACGGUACACAAAGAAUCACCACCUCUGCCUGAAAUGAGGCAGCGCUCGUUUUCUGCCCUGAGUGAAGCCAAUGCAGUCACGCCCAGUGCCAAGCAGCCUAACAGCGAGGUUGGUCAUUUGUGUUACCUUGAAUCCCUUUCAUGUGGCUUUUAUUCUUGGCUUCAGCCUGCACCCAAUUUCCCCUCACAUUUUAAUGACCUGUUUCAGACCUUGGAGCAUCAGCCUUUUAGCAUAAUGGAAGCAGAGACACCUGUGGAGAGGUUCUCUGGCUCUGUACUUAUGAUUGUAUAUAAGGGGAACCCCUAUGCUGAACACAAUUCCACCUCAUAUGCGACAUAUGAGAGAGGGGUUGAAGUGGGCUGCUGGGGCCUGUGCAUCAACGCCGUCUCCUCUGCGCUCUAUUCAUAUGUGCAGAGGCUUCUCCUGCCAUAUAUUGGCCUGAAGGGACUGUACUUCCUUGGCUACUUUAUGUUUGGUUUGGGAACCGGUCUGAUCAGCCUGUUUCCAAACAUCGUGGCCACGCUGACGUUGUGCAGUGUGUUUGGAGUCAUGUCCAGCACUCUCUACACCAUCCCAUUCAACCUCAUCUCGGAGUACCACAAGGCUGAAGAGGAGCAAAGGAAAUUGGGUAGUGAUGAACCAGCUCUUGAGAGCCGUGGCACUGGCAUGGACUGCGCAGCUCUUACCUGCAUGGUGCAGCUGGCUCAGGUCAUAGUAGGAGCUGGUCUUGGAGCCCUGGUCAAUCUAGCAGGCAGUGUGAUUGUCGUGGUUCUCUCUGCAUCAACAGUAUCCCUAAUUGGCUGCCUCUUUAUUGCUCUCUUUAUGUGAUGUACAGAU